AUGGCGUGUGGUGUCUGUCGGCCAGAGGACAGCCAGCUCCAGCCAAACCCAGGAGAUGUCACCGGCGUGCCACACCCCGUGGACGGGCUGGCCUGUGGUGUAUCAUGUGCCAUUGACUCAGUCUCUGGGCUGGGCCGGGCCGCGGCAGGCCCCUGUUCUCCGGCUCCACUGGGCAAGGUCCUCUGGCUGCAGAGCUCUUUCAUCUUCCCCCAGCACAGAAACCAGUUGCUAGGCCCCAAAGAAAACAAGUCAACCGAGAAGAUGUGGAAGGUGCCAGUUCUGCUCUUGGUUUUGGGAAGCGCGUGGCUCUGGGACCCGGCAGAAGGAGCCAGCACAGUCCGGCCAGAAGAUGACAUAACACCAGGUGUAGAAGAUAGCGUGGUGACCCCAGGUGCAGAAGAUAACGUGAUGACCACAGGCACCAGUGAAGAGCCUUAUGAGUCUGGCUUAACAGCUCUGGUGCCAAUAAAUACGGAGAGUGUGACAGACUUUCACUUAGAGGAUGGGCCGACUCAAGAAAGCACAGUCCAUGCCAAAGAAGAGAGCCAAAGCACCACAGCCUUGAAUGUAGUGACUAAUCACUCUGUAGAGAAAGUAGGUGAAGAUACAGAGACAACACUUGAGAAAGAUGGCCUGGCAACAGUGACCCUGGUUGGAAUUAUAGUUGGAGUCUUACUAGCCAUUGGAUUCAUCGGUGGGAUCAUCAUUGUGGUUGCUCGAAAAAUGUCAGGAAGGUACUCGUAA
Messenger RNA from Odobenus rosmarus divergens (Pacific walrus), 744 nucleotides. RefSeq names its product podoplanin (gene PDPN). The transcript has 7 exons. The record is from RefSeq and is a predicted model, not a curated record. Gene Ontology annotation, biological process: lung development; positive regulation of epithelial to mesenchymal transition; positive regulation of cell migration. Gene Ontology annotation, molecular function: chemokine binding; signaling receptor binding; protein-folding chaperone binding. Lineage: Eukaryota; Metazoa; Chordata; Mammalia; Carnivora; Odobenidae. The coding region runs from base 1 to 744 and encodes 247 amino acids. Gene Ontology annotation, cellular component: basolateral plasma membrane; filopodium; apical plasma membrane.